GCCCGCGCCCGCCAUGCAAGAACAGUUUGCACGCGCCGAUCACCUUGCCGAGAGAGGAUUAGACGGCACGAGACCGGGCGAGUAUUUAUACCUCAUCGCCGUCUCCUCGCACACUCAACCCGCUCUCUCUCCUCUCCUCCAUCUCCAUCUCCACGAGAGUAGUAAGAAAGAACGCAAGGCAGGAGAAGGGAUCAAGCAAGAACGCAAAGGUAAAAGAAGGGAUCGAGCAAGAAGAAGAGGUCAGAAAGACAAGAACGGAGGUGGAGGUGGAGGAGGAGGAGGGGAAUUGAGCUGAGGUUGCACGUACGAGGGAUCGAGGGUAGGAUGGAUAUAGCGCGGAUGGGGAGCAUCGCCGGCGGGAGCAUGCGGCGCACGGCGUCGUCGUGGAGGGCAUCCGGGAGGAGCGACGUGUUCGGGCGGUCGGCGAGGGAGGAGGACGACGAGGAGGCACUGCGGUGGGCGGCCAUCGAGAAGCUGCCCACCUACGACCGCAUGAGGAAGGGCAUCCUCACGGCGGCCGGCGCCGGCGGGGUGGAGGAGGUGGACAUCCAGGGGCUCGGCAUGGCGGAGAGGAAGAACCUCAUCGAGCGCCUCAUCCGCACCGCCGAGGAGGACAACGAGAGGUUCCUCCUCAAGCUCCGCGACCGGAUGGAGCGAGUUGGGAUCGACAACCCAACGAUAGAAGUGCGGUUUGAGCACCUGAACAUCGACGCAGAGGCGUAUGUUGGCAACCGAGGAGUCCCAACAUUCACCAACUUCUUCUCCAACAAAGUCAUAGAUGCACUGAGUGCUCUGCGCAUCGUUUCAAGCGGGAAGAGGCCUAUCUCCAUCAUUCAUGACAUAAGUGGAAUCAUAAGACCCGGCAGAAUGUCUUUGUUGCUUGGACCCCCUGGAUCUGGGAAAACCAGUCUUCUCCUAGCUUUGGCAGGGAAACUUGACUCAACUCUGAAGGUGUCAGGAAGGGUGACUUACAAUGGGCAUGACAUGGACGAAUUUGUCCCCCAGAGGACAUCGGCAUACAUUGGGCAACACGAUCUUCACAUUGGCGAAAUGACUGUCCGGGAAACACUGGCUUUCUCUGCAAGAUGUCAAGGAGUUGGAACACGUUACGACAUGCUUACGGAACUCUCAAGAAGGGAGAAAGAAGCUAGCAUCAAGCCAGAUCCUGAUAUUGAUGUUUACAUGAAGGCCAUCUCCGUGGAAGGUCAGGAGAGAGUGGUCACAGAUUACAUUCUCAAAAUCCUGGGUCUGGAGAUCUGUGCAGAUACAAUGGUUGGAGACUCUAUGAUCAGAGGUAUAUCAGGAGGACAAAAGAAGCGUGUCACAACUGGUGAGAUGCUUGUUGGGCCAGCUAAGGCGCUAUUCAUGGAUGAAAUCUCCACCGGUCUGGACAGUUCCACGACGUAUCAGAUCGUGAACUCUCUGAGGCAGUCGGUCCACAUCCUUGGUGGCACUGCGCUCAUCGCAUUGCUUCAGCCUGCACCUGAAACAUAUGAGCUCUUCGAUGACAUUGUUCUCCUCUCCGAGGGCCAAAUUGUGUACCAGGGUCCUCGAGAAAAUGUCCUCGAGUUCUUUGAGGUCAUGGGUUUCAGAUGUCCGGAGAGGAAAGGUGUUGCAGACUUCUUGCAAGAAGUUACAUCUAGGAAGGAUCAACACCAGUACUGGUGUAGAGGAGAUGAGCCAUACCGGUACAUCUCGGUCAAUGACUUCGCAGAGGCGUUCAAAGCAUUCCAUGUUGGGCGUAAGCUGGGAUCGGAGCUCAUGGUGCCCUUCGAUCGAACCAGGAACCAUCCUGCUGCUCUCACAACGUCGAAGUUUGGUAUCAGCAAGAUGGAGCUUCUCAGGGCAUGCUUUUCUAGGGAGUGGCUGCUGAUGAAGAGGAACUCGUUUGUUUACAUCUUUAAAAUAGUCCAGCUCAUAAUCCUAGGAACCAUUGCAAUGACGGUCUUCCUACGCACGAAGAUGCAUCGUCGCAGCGUCGAAGAUGGAGUGAUCUUUCUGGGCGCAAUGUUCCUUGGCCUAGUCACACACUUGUUCAAUGGAUUCGCUGAGCUUGCUAUGAGCAUUGCAAAGCUGCCGAUUUUCUAUAAGCAGAGGGACCUCCUCUUCUAUCCAUCAUGGUCAUAUGCAUUGCCUACAUGGGUGCUCAAGAUCCCAAUAUCAUUCUUGGAAUGCGCUGUGUGGAUUGGCAUGACUUACUAUGUCAUUGGCUUUGAUCCAAACAUUGAAAGGUUCUUCCGCCAUUACCUGCUGCUCGUACUAAUCAGCCAGAUGGCAUCUGGUCUUUUCCGGCUUCUUGCUGCAUUAGGAAGAGAGAUGGUUGUUGCAGACACGUUUGGGUCAUUUGCUCAGCUUGUUCUUCUGAUUCUUGGUGGCUUCUUGAUAGCAAGAGAUAACAUCAAGAAAUGGUGGAUUUGGGGCUACUGGUCCUCCCCUCUGAUGUAUGCCCAGAAUGCCAUAGCGGUGAAUGAGUUCCUUGGCCAUAGCUGGCAGAAGGUUAAUAGGACAGAAAGCGACGACACGCUCGGUGUCCAAAUUCUAAAGUCGCGCGGCAUCUUUGUAGACCCAAAUUGGUACUGGAUCGGUGUCGGCGCAUUGCUUGGAUACAUCAUGCUCUUCAACGUACUCUUCAUACUAUUCCUCGAUUGGCUUGGCCCACUUGGGAAAGGUCAGGCUAUUGUUUCUGAAGAGGAACUGAGGGAGAAGCAUGUAAACCGUACCGGCGAGAAUGUUGAACUGCUAACUCUUGCAACAGAUUCCCAGAAUUCGCCUUCUGAUGGAAGAGGAGAAAUCAUGGGAGCUGACACCAGGAAGAGAGGAAUGGUACUUCCAUUUACACCAUUGUCAAUCACCUUUGACAAUAUCAAAUACUCUGUGGACAUGCCUCAGGAAAUGAAAAACAAAGGUAUUGAUGAAGAUCGGCUACUGCUGCUGAAGGGUGUAAGUGGAGCCUUCAGACCUGGAGUCCUUACAGCAUUGAUGGGAGUCAGCGGAGCGGGUAAGACUACUCUUAUGGAUGUGUUGGCGGGAAGGAAAACUGGCGGUUACAUUGAAGGAGACAUUUGCAUCUCUGGAUACCCAAAGAACCAAGAGACCUUUGCUCGGAUUGCUGGUUACUGUGAACAAAAUGAUAUCCACUCUCCACAUGUCACUGUCUAUGAAUCCCUCCUGUACUCAGCAUGGCUCCGGUUGCCACCAGAAGUAGAUUCAGAAGCAAGAAAGAUGUUCGUGGAAGAAGUCAUGGAACUUGUUGAGCUGACACCAUUGAGAGGAGCAUUGGUGGGACUGCCAGGAGUGAAUGGUUUAUCCACCGAACAGAGAAAGAGGCUCACCAUUGCUGUUGAGCUCGUUGCCAACCCAUCAAUCAUAUUCAUGGAUGAACCAACUUCAGGAUUAGAUGCGAGGGCAGCUGCAAUCGUGAUGAGGACAGUCAGAAACACAGUCGACACUGGACGAACAGUUGUCUGCACAAUCCACCAACCCAGCAUCGAUAUCUUCGAAGCUUUUGAUGAGCUGUUUCUUAUGAAACGGGGUGGUGAAGAAAUUUAUGUCGGCCCCUUGGGACGCAACUCAUGCCAUCUGAUUGAAUACUUUGAGGGAGUACAAGGAGUGAAGAAAAUCAAGGAUGGUUACAACCCUGCAACAUGGAUGUUGGAAGUGACCAGCCUAGCUCAAGAAGAUAUCCUCGGGGUCAACUUUGCUGAAGUAUACAGAAAUUCUGACCUAUACCGGAGGAAUAAAACUUUGAUCAGUGAAUUAAGCACACCUCCACCUGGAUCCAAGGACUUGUACUUCCCAACGCAGUACUCACAGUCUUUCAUCACACAAUGCAUGGCCUGCUUAUGGAAGCAGCACAAGUCGUACUGGAGAAAUCCGUCAUACACUGCAACUAGAAUCUUCUUCACAACAGUUAUUGCCCUCAUCUUUGGAACCAUCUUCUUGAACUUAGGCAAGAAAAUUGGCAAGAGACUGGACCUGUUCAAUGCUUUGGGAUCCAUGUAUGCAGCAGUUCUUUUCAUUGGAAUUCAGAAUGGCCAAACCGUGCAACCGAUAGUAGAUGUUGAGAGAACAGUAUUCUACCGAGAAAAGGCUGCUGGAAUGUACUCUGCUCUACCCUAUGCUUUUGCACAGGUUCUUAUUGAGAUCCCACACAUCUUCCUCCAGACUGUCGUGUAUGGUCUCAUCGUGUACAGCUUGAUUGGCUUCGACUGGACAGUUCAAAAGUUCUUCUGGUACAUGUUCUUCAUGUUCUUCACCUUCAUGUACUUCACAUUCUAUGGGAUGAUGGCAGUCGCCAUGACACCAAACAGCGACAUUGCCGCCAUAGUCUCAACUGCUUUCUACGCAAUAUGGAAUAUCUUUGCCGGCUUCCUUAUCCCUCGACCGAGGAUACCAAUAUGGUGGAGAUGGUACUCGUGGGCAUGCCCAGUGGCUUGGACACUCUACGGACUUGUGGCCUCACAAUUUGGAGACAUCACAGAUGUUAGGCUGGAAGAUGGGGAAACAGUGGAAGAGUUCAUCAACAGAUUCUUUGGGUUCAGGCAUGAUCACUUAGGUUAUGUAGCUACCGCUGUUGUUGGAUUCACUGUUCUCUUCGCUUUCGUCUUUGCCUUCUCCAUCAAAGUCUUGAACUUCCAGAGAAGAUAAGAGAAGCCACCAAAAAACGAUUAUGUGUUGCUUCAGCUCACUUUCAGUAUAUAGGCACUGCUGCAAUGUAAGAUGAUGAGAGAGUAUAUAUAUAGUAUUUGUUUCAUUUUUAGGCAGUUAACAUCAUUUUUCGUUUUUUCCAAUCACUUUGGCCUGUGACCUCUGUUAAACAAAUAGAGGCCUAUAUGUAAAUUGUAGAGUGUGCAUAGUUGAGUUCAAUGAAAAAAUUUCCGUUAAAUUU
Messenger RNA from Phragmites australis (common reed), 4888 nucleotides. RefSeq names its product ABC transporter G family member 39. Gene Ontology annotation, molecular function: ATP binding; ATP hydrolysis activity; ABC-type transporter activity. The transcript is spliced from 23 exons. Bases 325 to 4647 code for a protein of 1440 amino acids. Lineage: Eukaryota; Viridiplantae; Streptophyta; Magnoliopsida; Poales; Poaceae. The record is from RefSeq and is a predicted model, not a curated record. Gene Ontology annotation, cellular component: membrane.